AUGGCCAAAGGCUCCUCGCAGGGACUAGGGGACAGUGGGAAGGAGCUCACGGCGGGGGGGGGGGGGGGGGCAAGGGACCCGGGGCCGGCGGCCAGGGCGCGGGAUGGACGGAGCCGCGGACAGACAGACGGACAUACCCGGGGCGCGCGCGGGCCCUCUAGGCUGUCGGGGCCUGGCCUGGCCAGGCAGUCGGGCCUGCGAGAGGCAGGACCAGGCGCGAUGGGCCCGGGCAGCCUGGACGGCGGCUCCUCCCGACCCGUGUCCAGGGCCGUGCGGGCGCGGGGCAGGCGCGGACACGGCCCCCCGCCUCGGCCGCUGACGUCACGGCCCAGCCUGGCCGCCCCACGUGUGGACACUCGGGGCCGGACUCGGCCCCGCCGCCCGGAGACCCCCGAGGCCGAGGCCCCCCGGGGCGCGCUGGCCUUGCUGGAUGGACCCCGCAAGCGGCUGCCGCAGGCCAUCAUCGUGGGCGUGAAGAAGGGCGGCACGCGCGCGCUGCUGGAGUUUCUGCGCGUGCACCCCGACGUGCGCGCCGCGGGCGCCGAGCCGCACUUCUUCGAUCGCAGCUACGACCGGGGCCUCGCCUGGUACCGGGACCUGAUGCCCAGGAGCCUGGACGGACAGAUCACCAUGGAGAAGACGCCCAGCUACUUCAUCACCCGGGAGGUGCCAGCCCGCAUCUCGGCCAUGGCCAGAGACACCAAGCUCCUCGUGGUGGUGCGGGACCCAGUGACCAGGGCCAUCUCGGACUACACGCAGACGCUCUCCAAGAGGCCUGACGUCCCCAGCUUCGAGAGCCUGACGUUCCGGAACAGGACCGCGGGCCUCAUCGACGCAUCCUGGAGCGCCAUCCAGAUUGGCAUCUAUGCCAAGCACCUGGAGCGCUGGCUGCGCCACUUUCCGCUGGCUCAGAUGCUCUUUGUCAGCGGGGAGCGGCUCAUCAGCGACCCGGCGGGUGAGCUGGGCCACGUCCAGGACUUCCUGGGCCUCAAGAGGAUCAUCACCCACGAGCACUUCUACUUCAACAAGACCAAGGGCUUCCCGUGCCUGAAGAAGGCGGAGGGCAGCGGCAGACCCCACUGCCUGGGCAAGACCAAGGGGAGGACCCACCCGGAGAUGGACCAGGAGGUGGUGCAGAGGCUGCGUGAGUUCUACCGGCCAUUCAACCUCAAGUUCUACCAGAUGACUGGCCGUGACUUUGGCUGGGAUGGAUAG
Messenger RNA from Sorex fumeus (smoky shrew), 1215 nucleotides. Its product is annotated as heparan sulfate glucosamine 3-O-sulfotransferase 3B1-like. Lineage: Eukaryota; Metazoa; Chordata; Mammalia; Eulipotyphla; Soricidae. The record is from RefSeq and is a predicted model, not a curated record. The transcript is spliced from 3 exons. The coding region runs from base 1 to 1215 and encodes 404 amino acids. Gene Ontology annotation, molecular function: [heparan sulfate]-glucosamine 3-sulfotransferase activity.